GGGGGAUCGACGUACACUAUCUUAUCUUGCCAUGGUCGACGAGCACGGGCAGGAGUGCGUGAGGCUCAACCUCGAAGACCGAGUGCACCAACUCGGUGAUCUGGCCAACAUCCAGCUACCCUGGUCGGAGUUGUGAACGUUUGCGAUGAGGAUCUCUCCCAGGGAGGAGGCGAAGCUCCUGCUGCACCAAGCAGGCUUUCUCGCGCAGAAGCGUCUCGCGCGGGGAUUGCAGCUGAACCAAACAGAGGCCGUCGCGCUCAUCGCUUCGCAGCUGCAAGAGCGCAUCCGCGAUGGGAAGCACUCCGUAGCCGAGCUAAUGCAGCACGGCAAGACGCUGCUCGGCCGCAGACACGUCCUUCCCGGUGUUUCCAGCCUCUUGCACGAGAUCCAGGUGGAGGGCACGUUUCCAGACGGCGUCUUCCUAGUUACCGUGCACGACCCCAUUUGCAACGAUACUGUCGAGCUCUCACAUGCGUUGUACGGCUCAUUCCUGCCUGCCCCUCCGGACCAUGCCUUCCCGGUGAUCGACCCGGACGAGUAUUCUCGAGCCAAGGCUCCUGGAGCAGUCAUCGUCAAAAGAGAACCAAUCGUUAUCAACCGCGGACGCGAGCGCGUCAAGCUCCGUGUCACAAACGAUGGAGACCGCCCGAUCCAGGUCGGCUCCCACUACCACUUCAUUGAGACCAACAAGGCCCUCGUCUUUGACAGGGCGAAGGCAUACGGCAAACGGCUUGACAUACCUGCAGGCACAGCCGUGCGCUUCGAGCCUGGUGACAGCAAACAUGUCACCCUCUGCGCCAUUGCGGGCAAGAAGCUCAUCACAGGCGGGAAUCGCCUCGCGACGGGCGUGUUCGAUCCUGCAAGGACCGAUGAGAUCGUAUCAGCUUUGGUACAGAGGGGCUUCGGACAUACACCCCAGCCUGGUACGCUUGAGAUCACCGUGGACACGACUGUCAGCAGGGAGUCGUAUGUCGCCAUGUUCGGACCUACUGUCGGCGACCGAGUGAGGUUGGGCGACACUGAGCUGUGGAUUGAGGUCGAGCGCGACGAGACUGUCUACGGGGAUGAGGUCAAGUUCGGUGGAGGCAAGACGAUCAGAGAGGGCAUGGGCCAAGCCACCAAUCGGUCUGAGGCAGAUUCCCUCGACCUUGUCAUCACCAGCGCGUUGAUCGUCGACUGGACCGGGAUCUACAAGGCAGACAUUGGGGUCAAGGGCGGCCGUAUCGUCGGCAUAGGCAAAGCGGGCAACCCAGACGUCAUGGCAGGCGUACACCCGAGCCUCAUCGUCGGCUCCUCCACGGAAGUCAUCGCCGGGGAGAAGCUCAUCGUCACCGCGGGCGCGAUCGACGCACAUGUGCACUACAUCUGCCCGCAGCAGGUUACGGAGUCGCUCGCAUCGGGCGUGACGACGAUGAUCGGCGGAGGAACCGGGCCUAGCGCGAGCACGAACGCGACGACGUGCACGCCGAGUCCGUUCUAUAUGCGGCACAUGCUGGCUGCGACGGACACGCUGCCGAUGAACUUUGCGUUCACCGGUAAGGGAAAUGACUCCGGUGAGACCGCACUGGAGGAAAUUGUGAAAGCUGGCGCGGCCGGAUUGAAGCUGCAUGAGGAUUGGGGCUCGACUCCGUCUGUCAUCGUGAAGGCUCUGGAUGUCGGAGACAAGUAUGAUGUUCAGGUGAACAUCCAUACUGAUACACUGAAUGAGAGUGGAUUUGUCGAAAGUACCAUCGAGGCAUUUGGUGGACGAACAAUCCACACGUACCACACGGAAGGAGCAGGUGGCGGACAUGCGCCGGAUAUCAUCGUUGUGUGCGAGCAUGAGAAUGUUCUUCCUUCAUCUACGAACCCCACGCGGCCGUACACCAACAAUACGCUCGAUGAACACCUUGACAUGCUCAUGGUCUGCCAUCAUCUGGACAAGUCUAUCCCGGAAGAUCUCGCAUUCGCCGAAUCGCGUAUUCGCGCGGAGACCGUAGCCGCCGAGGACGUCCUGCACGACAUCGGCGCGAUCAGCAUGAUCAGUUCCGACUCGCAGGCGAUGGGCCGCGUCGGUGAGGUCAUCAGCCGCACCUGGCGCACCGCGAGCAAGAUGCGGGACCUCCGUGGCCCGCUGACCCUCGAGGGCGACAUCGCCGGCCGGGACAACUCCCGCGUCAAGCGCUACAUCUCCAAAUACACCAUCAACCCCGCGAUCACGCAUGGGAUGAGCCACCUCGUGGGUUCGAUUACCCCGGGCACGCUCGCCGACCUCGUACUCUGGAAGCCAGAGAACUUCGGCGCCAAACCCGAGAUGGUGCUGAAGUCUGGAGUCAUUGCAUGGGCACAGAUGGGUGACGCAAACGCGUCCAUCCCGACGGUCCAGCCUGUCAUGGGCCGGCCGAUGUGGGGGUCCCACGCCAUGUCAGCUGCACUGAACUCGGUGGCCUUCGUGUCUAGCAUCUCGGUCGAGCUGGAGAUCCAGAAGCGCUACGGGCUGAGCAAGCGCUGCGAGCCCGUGAGCAAUUGUAGGAACGUCACGAAAAAGGACAUGAAGUGGAACUUUGCCACCCCAAAAAUGAAGGUCGAUCCGGAGAGCUAUGAGGUGCGGGCGGAUGAUGUUCUGAUGGACAUCGAGCCCGCGGAGCGCUUGCCUCUGGCAAGGGCCUACAAUCUGUUCUGAGUGGUUUCAAUCAGUGUAUUAUGAUGUAAUUGUUUGAGCGCGAUGAUUGCAGUG
Fomitopsis serialis is the source of this 2716-nucleotide messenger RNA. RefSeq lists its product as uncharacterized. Bases 146 to 2662 code for a protein of 838 amino acids. The record is from RefSeq and is a predicted model, not a curated record. The transcript has 13 exons. Gene Ontology annotation, biological process: urea catabolic process. Gene Ontology annotation, molecular function: urease activity; nickel cation binding. Gene Ontology annotation, cellular component: urease complex. NCBI's taxonomy places the organism in Eukaryota, Fungi, Basidiomycota, Agaricomycetes, Polyporales, Fomitopsidaceae.